AACGGAGAUUUAUAACGCGCGUUUCAUAUUGCGCAUUCGUUACAGAACAGAAUAUUGCCAAAUAGGCACAGUCGAUUGAGCACGCGUUGCAGUAUUCGGAUAAAACAAACAUACACGCGGUAUCAGUAUAUGCGUGAUCGUUCGAAGAAGAAGAACGGCCUUGCGAGCAUAUGCUUGCACGUACGAUGCCUUCCUAAUUUUCGUAACAAUGUUUUUGCUAAAAUUUUCUCACAUAAAUAUCUGCAUAACAUCUGCGAAUACUUCCCGAACGUCACGAUUCGUCGUGCACAAUGCUGAAAGUGUAACGACAAAAGAAGAAAAUCGUAGAAAAAUGUCUAAGCAUCUUGCGAGAACAUGUAAAAACGAACUAAAAAAAAAAGGAAGAUGCGACGGCCUUGACACUUCACGAAACAGACUACUUGAACGAUAUGUUUUAUCUAUGUUUCUUGUAGGCUUAUCUAUGGUACACAUAAAUAAUAUUCUGUAUUAUAACAUCGGCGAUCUAUCAUAGAUUUUUAAUGACCGACUCGAAAAUCAAGAGAUAGUGGCUAUAUUUACGACAAAAUAAUUAAUCUGGUUGUCGAUUAAACGUAUCGAGUGUCGAACGUUCGAUCGACAACCCGAUUAAGAUGAGAGGAUUGGGGUGAUCCUCAAAAAUUAAUUCCGUACAUAGAAUAAACAGUUGCAUUAUUAUAGCUAUUAAUAAUGAAUACAAUCAUUCAUGAUGUCACAAAGACAAUGCCUACGAUUGAACGUUGCUCAGUUAAUGCACUUUGAUCGUUAUAUUGAUCAUAUGUAAAAAUACAAACAUUUCGAUAAGAUGCGUUUAUGCAUCGCUGUACAAUAGUUACGUGAUAUGCAAAAAAAGCUAAUGCCAAAACAGAAGUACAGUUUCAGAAAAAGAAAAAUAUUCACUGCGGACGGUGUGACAUAUUCAUUCGGUGUUUUUUACUUAGAACUUCUAUACUACUUUGAAGGAGGAAAAGGAGCAACAGCAUGGAUCGCGUCUAUAUUAGUUGGCGUGACAUUAUGCUCGGGUCCGAUAUCGAGCACGCUUGUGAAUAAAUUCGGAUGCAGAGCCGUGACGAUGGCCGGCUCAAUUUUGGCGACUGCGAGCUUACUGACGAGCAUGUGGGCUCGAAACAUCAUAACGUUAUACUUUUCGAUCGGUAUCGGGACAGGCUUGGGCUUCGGUUUAAUCUACUUGCCUGCGAUCGUCAGCGUGACGUGCUACUUCGAGAAAUACCGGUCCCUUGCGACGGGGAUCGCGGUCUGCGGGUCUGGCCUGGGCACCUUGAUUUUCGCCCCGUUCGUAGAUUACCUGAUCGCGCUCUAUGGAUGGCGAGGCGCGAUCAUGAUCUGUUCCGGGAUCGUUUUGAAUUGCACUGUCCUCGGCGCGCUCUUCAGACCCCUCCCGACGAGAAAAUUGAAAAAGCGAAAUCCCACAGAGAAAUCUUCACUGAAAAAGAAUCCACACAAAUACUUGAACGGUUUAUAUAAUCAGGAAGACAAUCAGAAAUGUGUAUUACAGAGCGUAAGCUUUCGAAAGGAUAGCGUCGCCUGUGUGAAAUCUCUGAGUCAACCUGUGUUAAUCUCAACCAGUGCAAUGCAGCAGAAUAGCUCAGAGGACAUUUACAAAGAGCACAGCACGUCUAAUUUACCGCAGAGAUAUAAUCAAGAAGCGUUGCACGAGCGUCAGUCGUCAACGAGUUUACCAAAUAAAAUAGAUUACGUUCGAACAGAAAAUAGGGAAGUUAGCACCGAGAGGGAAGCCAAUGCCCUUAAAAAAUAUGUAGAUUUUUCUAUAUUGAAGGACCCAGUAUUCAUACUAUUUACCGUUUCGAAUUUCUUCACCAGUAUUGGAUUUUACGUGCCAUACGUAUACGUGUUGCCGCAAGCCGAGGAACGGGGAAUUAACAAAAAGGACGCAAGCUAUCUUCUUGCAGUAAUUGGAAUUGCUAAUACUGUUGGUCGUAUAAUCUUAGGAUACAUAUCAGACAAACCGUGGAUUAAUCGAUUAUUGAUAUAUAAUUUGAGCCUUACGAUAUGCGGUAUCGCUACGAUUUUUAGCGCCUUCUGCUCGUCUUUCGUAUCGUUUACGGUUUAUACUUCUAUAUUUGGAUUUACGUCUGGUGCUUAUGUCGGCCUUACAUCUGUGAUAUUAGUAGAUUUAUUAGGCUUAAAUCGUCUUACGAAUGCUUUCGGCCAGCUUUUAUUAUUCCAAGGUUUUGCGUCAUUUUUAGGACCACCCAUUGCCGGAUGGUUGUACGACGCACUCAAAUCUUAUGAUCCUGGGUUUCUUACUGCUGGCGGUAUGAUGACCGUUAGUGGACUGAUUUUAUUUUUUAUACCUGUCAUUCAACAAAAAAUACAGAAACGUGAAAAGACGAAAGGUACAAUAAAUAAUACUUAGUACGAAUAUCUUUUUCUCUUUAUUAUCAACUUUACUUUUAACUAUAAAUUCACUCGUGUACGUUUAAUCAUAAAAAAUAUAGUGGAGAAGAACAGAAGAAGUCUGAUAUCUGCAAAUUUACGUAUCUUCU
Ceratina calcarata is the source of this 2543-nucleotide messenger RNA. Its product is annotated as Monocarboxylate transporter 1. The transcript is spliced from 9 exons. Gene Ontology annotation, molecular function: monocarboxylic acid transmembrane transporter activity. Bases 857 to 2413 code for a protein of 518 amino acids. The record is from RefSeq and is a predicted model, not a curated record. Gene Ontology annotation, biological process: transmembrane transport; monocarboxylic acid transport. Lineage: Eukaryota; Metazoa; Arthropoda; Insecta; Hymenoptera; Apidae.